Chanos chanos (milkfish) is the source of this 1221-nucleotide messenger RNA. Its product is annotated as 5-hydroxytryptamine receptor 3A-like. Gene Ontology annotation, molecular function: transmembrane signaling receptor activity; extracellular ligand-gated monoatomic ion channel activity. Gene Ontology annotation, cellular component: membrane. The transcript has 7 exons. NCBI's taxonomy places the organism in Eukaryota, Metazoa, Chordata, Actinopteri, Gonorynchiformes, Chanidae. The coding region runs from base 1 to 1221 and encodes 406 amino acids. The record is from RefSeq and is a predicted model, not a curated record. Gene Ontology annotation, biological process: monoatomic ion transmembrane transport.
AUGCGCAAAUCUAACUUUCAUAAAGGAUACAAAACAACUGCGUUUCUCAAGCCGCCUCACCAUCACAAUGACCCAGAUCUGACAUGGAAUGUAACAAAAUACAAGUUUCGAGAGCUCAUGCUGCCCGCCGAUAAAAUCUGGACUCCACAGCUCAGUGUGGACAAUGCGAUCAACACAGAAAUAAAGCCUCUUUCCUCUGAUCUAAUGGUAUACAACGAUGGCACUGUCGAACAUUCUGUUGUCAUGUUCACCACGGUGAUAUGUGAAAUCAGCCUCUACACCUACCCUUUCGUGCAGGACAGCUGUGUAGUCGCUCUUAACGGCUGGCAGCAUCGUUGGUGUGGACUUCGUGUCCGCUUUGGAAAUGUGAGCACAACAGGAUCUAGCCACGGAGAAUGGAAGACCAUAGAUGUGGCCCUUACCCAGAUGCGUGGCAGAGGAGACCGUAACUUCCUUUCCGUUACUGUGACCAUCAACCCUUUUGGCCCAACUGUUACCCUGAUCUUGCCAAGCAUACUAAUCAUGAUUGCUGACCUUAUCAGCUUUGCACUUCCAUCACUCGGUGGUGAGCGCAACAGCUUCAAGGUCACCUUGGUGUUAAGUUUCACUAUGUUUCUCCUCAUCCUCACCGAUCACCUCCCAGACGAUGGACGCUGUAGCCCAUUGCUCCGGUAUCAUUUUUGCUUUUGCCUGGUCUCUCUGGUUGUGAGCAUGUUGCUGUCUAUGCUCAGCACACGUAUAGCCGAUGAUGGCUCUUUAGUACCCAGCAGGUGUAUUAAAUCCAGGAGAGAAAAGAAAAAUCGAAAAGACAGUUUGGACCAUGAAAGAGACGCCAUCUCAAGUGUCACAGUCACCAAAUCUGCAGAGUCCAUACUAAACGACGCAGCUAUCAAGAGAAUCACAGCCUUUGUGGAGAACAUGGAGGAAGAGUUGAGGGAAAAAGACGCCAGGCAGAGUUUGGCUAAUACAGUGGAUAAAUUCUGCUUCUGGGGUUUCUUUAUCCUUUAUGUCAUUUAUUCUAUUUGUAUCAUUAGUUAUGCACAAGCAGAUUUCUGUAAAGUCAAUAAUCUUGAGUUCUGGGAAACAGAUUUCUGGGAGUCAGGGGAGUACUUCAAUGAGAGCAAUUACAAUGACAGCUACUACUACUAUGACUACUACUAUUGGUACGACCAAGGGUACUAUCCCAGUUAUCUGAAUCAAACACAAAAUUAUACAGAAUAG